Messenger RNA from Oncorhynchus masou masou (cherry salmon), 3861 nucleotides. Its product is annotated as macoilin-like. Gene Ontology annotation, cellular component: rough endoplasmic reticulum membrane. Bases 111 to 2123 code for a protein of 670 amino acids. Lineage: Eukaryota; Metazoa; Chordata; Actinopteri; Salmoniformes; Salmonidae. The transcript has 11 exons. Gene Ontology annotation, biological process: neuronal signal transduction. The record is from RefSeq and is a predicted model, not a curated record.
AAUUACAGCAAUAUUUCACAGGGACCUAAUUUAUUGUAUUUGUCUUCUCAUGCAAGAAAACUGGAUAAGAUUACAGUAGGAAAUCAAAAACUAAAGCGAAGGAGAGGAGGAUGAAGCGGCGCAAUGCGGACUGCAGCAAACUCCGACGGCCGUUAAAACGGAACCGAAUCACCGAGGGCAUAUACGGCAGUACCUUCCUGUACCUGAAGUUCCUUGUGGUGUGGGCUCUGGUGCUGUUGGCAGACUUUGUGCUCGAGUUCAGAUUUGAGUACCUGUGGCCUUUCUGGCUCUUCAUCAGAAGUGUGUACGACUCCUUCAGAUACCAGGGGCUGGCAUUCUCAGUGUUCUUUGUGUGUGUGGCGUUUACCUCUGACACCAUAUGCCUGCUCUUCAUCCCAGUACAAUGGCUGUUCUUCGCUGCCAGUACCUAUGUGUGGGUGCAGUACGUGUGGCACACAGAGAGGGGGGUCUGUCUCCCCACAGUGUCCCUUUGGAUACUCUUUGUGUACAUAGAGGCAGCCAUCAGAUUCAAAGACCUGAAGAACUUCCAUGUCGACUUGUGUCGCCCAUUCGCUUCACAUUGCAUUGGCUACCCAGUGGUGACGCUGGGCUUUGGAUUCAACAGCUACGUCAGCUAUAAGAUGCGCUUAAGAAGGCAGGAGGUAGUGAAGAAGGAGAACGAGUUCUACAUGCAGCUCCUGCUGCAGGCCCUGCCACCAGAGCAACAUAUGCUCCAGAGACAGGAAAGGGAGGCAGAGGAAGCUGCAUUAGCUAAAGGGAUAUCUGAGAUGGACUCCAUCCCAGUCUCACAGAAUGGCGCCCCCGCCAGUAAAAAAAUGGCAGCUAUACUGCCGGAGCUGGAGUACAGAGAUAAAGGGAAAGAGGGCCGCGAGCCCAAAAAGCAACACAACAGCAUCCAGCCGUCAUCGGUAGACUCUAAACUCCAGGAGAUGGAGUACAUGGAGAACCAUAUGAACAAUAAGAUACUCACCACAGAGCUGGUGGGCAGCACAGAGAACCUGCUGCUGAAGGAUGAGAACUCCUCAUCCUCGAAAAACUACAAGAACUCCAGCAGAAACGCGGCAGUCAACUCCUUGCCCUGCAGACACUGCGCCACCAACGGCAGCGUCCCAUCAGCCCCUUCCUCCUUUUCCUGGGGGAAGAAGCAGAAGUGUGCAGCAGGGAAGGGUCCAGCAGUCGGCUCUCACAGGGAUCCAACAGACAACUGCAUCCCUAACAAUCAGCUAAGCAAGCCUGAGGCGCUUGUACGGCUGGAGCAGGAUGUGAAGAAGCUGAAGGCAGACCUUCAGGCCAGCAGACAGGUGGAGCAGGACCUGCUCAGUCAGAUCGUCUCCCUUGGCAGCGCUGAGCGCUCCAUCCGCUCUGAACUGGGCCAGCUGCGCCAGGAGAACGAGCUGCUGCAGAACAAACUCCAUAACAUCAUCCAGGCCAAGCAGAAGGACAAGCAGAAGGACAAGCAGACCAUGGGCCAGCUGGAAAAGAGGCUGAAAGUUGAGCAGGAGGCCCACGCCAACGCAGAGAAACAACUUGCAGAUGAGAAGAAACGCAAGAAGCUGGAGGAUGCCACUGCAGCCAGAGCCGUCGCACUAGCAGCCGCAUCCAGGGGGGAGUGCACAGAUACAAUGAGGAGGCGGGUCACGGAGCUGGAGACGGAGUGUAAGAAACUAACCAUGGACAUCAAGCUCAAAGAAGACCAGCUCGGAGAGCUGGAGAUGACCGUGCAGGAGCUCCAGAAGUGCAAGGAGAAUGAAAAGGACACAGAAGUGCUGAUGUCAGCGCUGUCGGCCAUGCAGGAAAAGACCCAGCACCUGGAGAACAGCCUGUCUGCAGAGACCCGCAUCAAACUGGACCUGUUCUCAGCACUGGGUGAUGCCAAGAGACAACUGGAGAUUGCACAAGGUCAGAUACCGCAGAAGGACCAGGAGAUCAAGGACCUGAAGCAGAAAAUAGCUGAGGUGAUGGCUGUCAUGCCCAGCAUCUCCUACACAGCUGACAGCAGCAACAUGACUCCCAUGGCCCCCCACUACUCCUCCAAGUUCAUGGACACAAGUCCCUCCGGCCUGGACCCAAAUGCCUCCAUCUACCAGCCACUCAAAAAGUGAACGCUUCCUACAAACCGUCACUCUUUGUUUCAUUUUUUUAAGCCGACCUCCAGAACUCCGACUUGUUUUUCCUUGUCAGAUCCGAAGGAUGUUGUAUUGUGACUAUUUAUUAUAGUAUUUUUUUAGAAGACUAAGGGAAAUCACAUGUAAACCAUUUUUUUCUUUUGGUAAAUGUCUAGUGAAACCUUACAGAAUUGGGCUUAUGUAGGAUGUUUCAGUUCCCCCUUCUACUCCAUCUGUUACUUGGUCUUGGUUAAGUCUGGUGUUGGUUUUUUAAAUUUAAAAUCUGUGAUGUGGAUCUCUGCAAGCAGGAGUGCUCACCCUUAUUUCCAUGUUGGACGUUCUUAUUGCGGAGAGUGGAUACCCAUUUAUUUUUAUGGUAGGACGUUACAAUCUGUACGCUUGUAUGGACUCGAGCCCUGUUUUGUCAAUGGUAUUUUUCAGUCGUGAAUAUCAGACCAAAUUGAACGUUCCAUUGGCUGUUCUUGGGGUUUUGUGGUAUUGGUUCUAUUAUGUUUGAAAGUGGAUUGUGUGGUCUCCUAUUUACUUGUUGAUCUUACCACAAAGUUGAAUAAAAAAAAUCAUUGGGAUGAGAACAGAGCUGUACCAAGAUGUUAUGUUAGAAUAACAAGGGAUAAACUGUCACCGUAAACUAUCCUCAACAACUCCAAAUGUUGAGUAUCAUCUACAAAAUUACAUUUAUUUCCCAAAAAGCACCCUAAUUUCUACAAUACUUUCCAAAAGUGUUAAGCAAAGGCUGUAUUAAGAGAAUGACAUGCCUUCUCUUUAAGCUCAGAAUAUUCUUUCGCAAAUUGUCAUGAUCACAGUGCCUUGAGACAGGACCUCAGUGGUGGGAGUUAGUAGCCUGCUAUGCUAGAAAGGACUGAAGUACAGGGCUUUCCAACCACAUACAAUUAUAACCUGGACCCUAAUCAUAGGUUCAGAAAAGAUAGCCCAUCUACUUUCAACAGUUCUGACAAUAUGGCCACUUGUCUAGCAUGGUCUAAUAUGGUAACGUUACUACGAAGUCUACUCCAAACAGGCUCCCAGCAUGAGAGUCUACUGCAUCCAACUAUAACACAUCUCUCUACUGGAAACUCCUGUUCCUUUAACUAUUGUCCCUAAUUAUGUUUUUAUUGUUUUGACUUAAUUGCACGGUUAAAAUUCCACCGUUGAUGGAUUUUGUGUGUCUCUCUGACCUGUGUGUGUAAGUUAUACAAGAAAUACGGCUCUGGAAAUGAACGUGACUUUUCCACAGAAUUCUGCAUGAUAAAUCUCCCUUUAUUGCUGAAUACUCAACUUCAGCCCAUUUGCCAAGAAAGGAUUGAUUGUUUUCUAGGAAUAUACUGCAAAGACAUUGGUUGACGUGUUUGACAUUCAUUCUCCUCUGACUUGUCUAAAGUAUGUCAAGCAGGUGGGAAAACUGCUCACCUGUUUGUAGUAGACUGUUUACGUAGUUGAAAGCUUUGUAAAUGUUACAGUAUUGGCUACUGCCUGGGACAUAGGUGUUAAGAACAGUCAACAAUUUCUUUGGUAUUGUUUUUUUUACAUAUUAUUUAACCGUCAUUUUCAUUCCCUGCAGGGAGGAAUAGCUUGAGCCUGAUGUGGUUUGCUGUCAUCUGAAAUGGUCAUUUGUGUGGUUAUAACCUACUGUAUAUGGAAACUUUUUCUACAGAUUAGUUUAGUCAAUUGGUCCUUCAACUGAUGUUGAAAGUAUAAAAACAUGUAUUUAAGUAUG